Cucurbitaria berberidis CBS 394.84 is the source of this 1164-nucleotide messenger RNA. RefSeq names its product GCY protein. The record is from RefSeq and is a predicted model, not a curated record. The coding region runs from base 142 to 1116 and encodes 324 amino acids. Gene Ontology annotation, molecular function: aldose reductase (NADPH) activity. The transcript has 2 exons. Lineage: Eukaryota; Fungi; Ascomycota; Dothideomycetes; Pleosporales; Cucurbitariaceae. Gene Ontology annotation, cellular component: cytosol.
CAAUCGUCAUGGUCAUCAUAAUGCCCUCAUUUCCCUAUUUCAAGACACUUCUGCUUGCUUUUACCCCUCAGCCGUAUCUUCACCCGCCUUGAAUACAAUUAUCACACUCUAUCAACUCAAUUCAACGUAGACAACGCAAACAUGCCUCUACCCUCCCAUUUUACCCUCAACACGGGUGCGAAGAUUCCUGCAGUUGGCUUCGGUACCUGGCAAGCAAAGCCCGGUGAAGUCGCGCGUGCCGUCGAGACUGCUCUGAAAGAAGGCUACCGCCAUAUCGACUGCGCUGCCAUCUAUCGCAACGAGGUCGAAGUAGGUGAUGGCAUUCGCAAUAGCGGCGUGCCUCGCUCAGAAAUCUUCCUCACUGGCAAACUGUGGAACACAAAGCAUGCCCCCAAAGACGUCGAGGGCGCGCUCGACAGGUCGCUGCAGUGCCUGGGCGUGGAAUAUCUCGAUCUGUUCCUGAUGCAUUGGCCUGUCGCGUUCAACGGCGAACCCGGCAAGUGGUUUCCCCUGCACGAGAACGGUGUGUUCGACCUUGUCGACAUUGACCCCGUGGAUACAUACAAAGCCAUGGAGAAGUUGCUCUCCACCGGCAAAGUCAAGGCAAUUGGUGUCUCCAACUUCACCAUCAACCGCCUCACCGACCUACUCUCCAAGACGACCGUGGUUCCCGCAACCAACCAAGUCGAGGCGCAUCCCUACCUACAGCAGCCCGCCCUUUUCGACUUCUGCAAGAGCAAAGGAAUCCUCAUCGAAGCGUAUUCGCCGCUCGGCAACAACCAGACGGGCGAGCCGCGCACAGUCGAUGAUGAGCUUGUAGGCGUGUUGGGGAAAAAGCUGGGCGUGGAUGGUGGGCAGUUGCUGGCGAGCUGGGGCAUUCAGCGCGGAACGGUCGUGCUGCCAAAGAGCGUGACGCCCAGUAGGAUAAAGAGCAAUCUACAGGUCAAGGAGCUGCCAAAGGAUGCGUUCGAAGAGCUCAGUGGUUUGGAGAGGCAUAAGCGUUUCAACACGUCGUCGCGGUGGGGCUUUGACAUCUUUGAAGAGCUUGGAGAGGAGAAGGUCAGGAAGAUCGCCGAGGACGCCGCUGAGGAAAACAAGGAAAAGUUCACUGUAUAAAAGUCAGAUUAUUAAUCAUAGAUCAGUUCAUAGACUUGUCAAUGCAUC